Molecule: messenger RNA, 2247 nt
Organism: Pseudo-nitzschia multistriata
Lineage: Eukaryota; Bacillariophyta; Bacillariophyceae; Bacillariales; Bacillariaceae
Source: the annotation of a GenBank genome assembly
AAAAUGCAUUAUUCUGUAUCGACUGAUGUAUCAGCCAUAAAACAGUCUUUGUUGAGAGUGAUUCCUUUGUUCAAACCAUCCCGAACCAGUCAAAGAAAGGACCAAGUUGCGACAUAGAACUCAAUCGAAUGACAACAGUCAUAUAUAAAUUUGCGCAAAAGACCAACACCAUCUACCCUGCGCUCUCUCUAGUAAUCAGAGAGCCAUUCGCCGUUGCGCCGUCAUAGAUAUCUAAAAUUCACUUUUCAGUGAAUUUAAGUUCGUAAUGUUCCUUCCCCCUGAAGAGGAGCCUGUUUCCGUGCUGAAAGCUCUCAGUGCGAAGAGCGAGACUCCUGUCGCGAAUAGUGCCAAUAAUACAAGUAAAGGUAUAGAACAGGCACAAAACUCAACCGCAGAGACUAAUACGAUUGCUAAAGGACAUCAAGUUAUCGGUCCCGUUUCUCGUAGAUCUUUGUUCAAAAAGAAUCUCUACAAGGAUUACAGUGAGAAGAGCUUUCGAUCAUUGAAUUUAGCUCGAACCAGCACAAGUGGCACAGAAGUAGAGUGUGAAAAUCUCCGCACAAGAAACAUCGUGAAUCGAGCCUUGGCGGUAAUGACCAAAUCAUUGGAGGACAGGGACUGUUUGCCUCAGAGUCAGGGCGAGGUGAAAGUUGAUACAGAGAGCGAUACUAGCAAAGAAUUUGAGUCAAGUGAUAACAGUUUGAGUCCUAGUAUUAGUGAAAACGAUAACGAAAGCAACAGUGACGAAGAAGGAUCCAUCAGAGAUCCCAAGUCUAUUGGUGAUGGUGGCACUCUUACAGCUCAAACAUCGUUUCGAAAGAUUGCUAAGAAACGCCGCAAGGCUAGAGGGCAAAGCAGUUUCCAUCACACGAAGAGCAGCAAGGAAUAUCUUCGAAAGGCACAAGAGGCCUAUCAGAAGUUGAAAAUCAGUGAGCAAUCUGCGGAUGCUUCUACGAAUACAGAAAAGGAGUCAAAUGACGUAGAUUACGGGUACGGAGACGCUGUGGAGAGUCAGCCAAAGGCCGCGGUCAAUUACGGGUACGGAGACCCGUCCAAAAGCGAAUCAGGAGAGGCUGUUGACUUUGGUUAUGGAGAUCCUACGAAGAGUCAAGUGCAAGAACCUGUUGAUUACGGGUACGAAGAUCCAGAAGCUGGUCAACCACAUCUGCCACGAAGAGGAAGGCGAGCACGCCGUCGAAACAGUGUGACCAAAUUCUCUGUUCAAGCAGCAAGUGUUGUGGCGGCGAAAGCUGCUGCGGAACGCAUUCUACAACUCAAACCGAGUCUAACUUCGUUAACGAGAGGGCGAUCAAAGACACCAACGAAACUGAGACGACAGUUGGAUCACCAAGUGGAACCGGCGAAUGCACAACAGCCUCAAAAAGAGUGCCGUGUACGCCGAGCACUUCCUCAGCGGUCGUCCCGGAAUGCUCUCGAUGUAUUUGGUGAUAGUUAUGCUACCAAAUAUUCUUCUAAACAUCAAGAAGUAAAAGAACCGAAGGAAUCACAACACAAGGAAAGUCCCACUUUGCGUCGAUCUAUUCAAAUCACAGAGAACCCCCAUUUGAAGUUGACAUCUAAUUACUUUUCUCCGGAUCCAAAGCCAAGGAGCCUCUUUUGCAAGAACUCGGGCAUAUCAAAAAACUUGUCGUUGCGAUUCAAGGCCCCUUUGAGAACAGAUUCGUGGCUUUCCCAUGAUACUAACACCGACGAUGACGAUGCUGAUUCAUUAGCUUCCGAUAUGGAAUCUUUAUGUACCUUUCGAAACAAUAGUUUUCGAUUGGAUGCGAGCCACAGUUUCAACAGGAACGCAGAUUUACCGCCCGUCCCACCCCCACCUCCUCAGGCGUCACCUCUCACUCAAGCAUCACCGUCAUUGACGCCAGCUCCGGGCAAUAAGUCGAGGUUGACGUCACUAGAUCAUCUGGCAAACUUUUCUACAGGAAGGAGCGGCAGUGCGGAAUCUAAGAGACGCAAUUCUCUAGUUGUAACCUGGAGCGAUGGCUCUGGAAAAGGUGCAUCGAAAGAUAACGUUCAUAAUACCACUCGCGAAAGGCUGAUAGGUGACGGGAACAAAAUUCCAAUUUUGCCCUUUGCAGGAACUACGACCACAUCAAAUAAUACGUCGAUAUCGAAGUCUUGUAUGCCGGCACCUGUGAUAAGGACACCGUCGUUUAAGGGAUCGCAAUAGCGAGAAAGUUAGGUAAUACAUUUUUGAUUUGCUAAUAAUAAAUUAUUCUCAAUUAU